UGUUUUAUCAACACACACUUCAUCAGAUUUUCAUGGCUCAGAAAGGACCAGCAACUUCACUAUUCCAUCAUCAUUAAUACCAUACUCCUCCAACCUCUAGUCCUUUAAUUUAGCAACCCUUCCAAGCAUGUGAACAUCUUAUCUUCUUCCUAGUCCCAUAAUUCCCCCUCUCUUCGUAACAUCACCAUUUUGUUUUGCUGCAACAACCUCUUCAUUCACUAGUCAUGGCAACUGAUAACUCUGCCAAGAGAAACUCCAAUGCUCAGCUCCUUGAAGAGCUAGAGGCUCUAAGUGAAUCCCUUUACCAAUCUCACACCACCACAGCUAGAAGAACAGCUUCUCUUGCUCUGCCAAGAACCUCAACUGAAACUCCUUUUGUCCCAUCUGCAGAACAUGACAACAACAACAAUGACACUGCUAAAAUAGACAACAAAAACAGCAGCAACAAACAUUGGUCCCGGCGCAUGUCUUUGUCCCUCUGGCGAUCAAAGCCAAAGCUUGAAGCUCCCAAGGCACACCUCACUGAGCCAGAUACCAAAAUGCUUGAUGACACGCCAAAUUCAGCUGAAAAGAAAGGAAUUUGGAAGUGGAAGCCUAUAAGAGCUCUUUCUCAUAUUGGAAUGCAGAAACUAACUUGUUUGUUUUCUGUUGAAGUGGCCACUGCUCAAGGCCUUCCUUCAUCAAUGAAUGGAGUGAGGCUUUCUGUUUGUGUUAGAAAGAAGGAGACAAAAGAUGGUGCUGUUCAGACAAUGCCAUCACGUGUUGAUCAAGGAGCUGCAGAUUUUGAAGAGACCAUUUUCAUCAGGUGCCAUGUUUACUGCAACCAUGGUAGUAGUGGAAAUGGAAAGCACCUCAAGUUUGAGCCAAGACCAUUUUGGAUAUACCUUGUUGCUGUUGAUGCUAAAGAACUCAAUUUUGGAAGAAACUAUGUGGACUUGAGCCAUUUGAUCCAAGAAUCCAUUGAGAAAAACCAGCAAGGUACGAGGAUUAGGCAGUGGGACAAAAGUUUCAGCUUAUCUGGGAAAGCAAAAGGAGGUGAACUGGUUCUGAAACUUGGCUUCCAAAUCAUGGAGAAAGAUGGAGGAGUUGAGAUAUAUAAUAACCAGGAGGAGAAUUUGAAGUCCAGCAGGUUCAGAAAUCUCACAUCUUCAUUUGCUCGCAAACAAUCCAAGACAUCCUUCAGUGUGCCUAGUUCAAGAAUAACUACCAGAAAUGAAGCUUGGACCCCUUCAAUGACAAGGUUAGCAGAAGAUAUUCCAGGUAUGGAUGAUUUGAACCUUGAUGAUGGCAAAGAAAAGGUGGGGGAUUUUGAUUUUCCGGAGUUUGAGGUUGUUGAUAAAGGGGUUGAGGUUCAAGAAAAGAAAGAAGAAUAUGAAGGAGCAGAAUCUGAGAAAUCUUUAGAGGUGAGGUCAGUUUCAAGUGAGGUUGUGAAGGAAAUAGUGCAUGAUAAGUUGUUGCACCUAGCUAGAUUAACUGAGCUUGAUGCAAUUUCCAAGCAGAUAAAGGCUCUUCAGUCCAUGAUGGGAGAAGAUAACAGGUCCAUAAAAGCAGCAGAGGAUACAGAAUCACAGAGAUUAGAUUCUGAUGAAGAAAAUGUGACAAGGGAGUUUCUUCAUAUGCUUGAGGAUCUAGAAGCCAGAGGAUACAAAUUCAACGAAUCUGAAAUCCCCCCUUUGCAACUUGAAGGACAUGAGCAAGAGCAAUCUUCAGUAGAUGGAGAAAUGGAAUCCAAAGUGUAUCUUCCUGAUCUUGGCAAAGGCUUGGGUUGUGUGAUUCAAACAAAAGAUGGUGGCUACUUGGCAUCUAUGAACCCUUUGGAUAAUGCUGUGGCUAGAAAUGACACACCAAAGCUAGCAAUGCAGAUGUCAAAGCCUUAUGUGUUGACAACAUCACAUGAAUCCCCAAAUGGGUUAGAGUUAUUUCAGAAAUUGGCUAGCAUUGGUCUUGAUGAGCUAAGCACUCAAAUUUUCUCUUUGAUGCCCAUAGAUGAACUGAUAGGUAAGACUGCAGAGCAGGUUGCUUUUGAAGGCAUUGCUUCUGCCAUCAUACAAGGUAGAAACAAGGAAGGAGCUAGUUCAAGUGCCGCUCGAAUAGUUUCCGCGCUGAAAGGCAUGGCAAAUGCAAUGAGCUCAGGAAGACAAGAAAGAAUCUCAACAGGGCUUUGGAAUGUGGAUGAAGAACCACUCACUGCAGAGAAAAUUCUAGCUUUUACAAUGCAGAAGAUUGAGUUCAUGGCUGUUGAAGCGUUGAAGAUUCAAACUGACAUGGCUGAGGAAGAAGCCCCAUUUGAUGUUUCAGCACUCAGCAACACAAAGGAAGAGAACAAAGACAGUAAUGAUCUAUUGAGUUCUGCUGUUUCACUUGAGGAUUGGAUCAGGGACCAAAGCUACAAUUCUGAUACUGAUGAACCAUCAAGUAUCACACUGAUAUUUGUAGUCCAGCUGAGGGAUCCAAUAAGAGGAUUUGAAGCAGUUGGAGGUCCUGUGAUGGUGCAAGUUCAUGCUACAAGUGUGGACACAAAGGGUGAUGAUUACUACCAAGAUGAUGAGGAGAAAAGGUUCAAGGUAAUGAGCUUGCAUGUUGGAGGUUUCAAGGUGAGGAGUGGCACUACAAAGAAGAAUAUUGCAUGGGAGACAGAGAAGCAAAGGCUAACUGCAAUGCAAUGGUUGAUUGAACAUGGGUUGGGAAAGGCAGGGAAGAGAGGUAAACAUGCAUUGGUAAAAGGGCAAGAUUUGUUGUGGAGCAUUUCCUCAAGAAUCAUGGCUGACAUGUGGCUCAAAACCAUGAGAAAUCCAGAUAUCAAACUAGUGAAGUAAUGCUGAUAAGUUAUUAUAUAUGCAAGGUAGUUUUAGCAAGUUGUGAUAUGUUGCACAAUCUUGAUUUCAUGUUUCAUAUUCAUCACAACUUUAGGAAAAAGUUCAAUAGGAGUCUGGAGAUUGUAGAUUUAUGGACACAAUAAUAGUGCUAAUACUUAUGAGGUCAUAACUAGUUGCUUUUUGUAGAAACAAUAAAAGCUGUGACCGAGGGAAUGUUAUGUACGCUUACUGAAUUUCUCAUAUUCCUUAAAUCCAAUCAUCACUUUUUUUUU
Lotus japonicus is the source of this 3088-nucleotide messenger RNA. Its product is annotated as protein PLASTID MOVEMENT IMPAIRED 1-like. Lineage: Eukaryota; Viridiplantae; Streptophyta; Magnoliopsida; Fabales; Fabaceae. The coding region runs from base 225 to 2816 and encodes 863 amino acids. The transcript has a single exon. The record is from RefSeq and is a predicted model, not a curated record.